AUGUUCAGCAAAAUUUAUAAUUUAGCAAUAGUUGAGGCAAAAGAGCAGCGUAAAUUUAAAGCUGUCCACCAACUGCUAAUUGCUAAAGCUGUUUAUGAAAUAACCUGGCCUGAUGGAAAUACAUUGCCAUUACUAAAAGAGGCUGAACAAAUAGAGAAGCAAAAUCCUCUUCUUACUUCAAAAGUUAUCAUGGGAAAACGAAUGUGUUACCAUGGGAUUCACUUGCUAAUACAUAGAGCGGCAACAAAAGGAGGCAAAAUUCUUGAAAACGGGAUAUCUCUAUUGAGUUCUGAAAAUACUGUACUUAAGCUUUUAAGCUUCCAGAUUCUUGCUUUGUUUGGUACUCAGAGAAAAAAGAUUUCUUAUUACCGGAACAUUGUUUUAACUGAAUGCGCUAAGAGACCAUCCCUGUAUGCUUUCUUCAAAGCUUUACAAGAGGAUAAUUGCACUGACGAGAAAGAGAAUGAAAGCCUGAAAGCUAAAAGUGAACCACUUGUCUUGGAGCUUGGUCUUCUCAUCCACUCUAUUGCGGAAGGCUAUAACAUGAACCAGGUUAUAUAUAAACUUGGUUUGUCCAUUUCCAAGUUACAGAAAGAAGUCGAAGUCGAGGCACAGAACGACCGUCUUUACCGCCCACUUCUCUUACUCGUUGAAACCGCCGUGGAAGGGGUCAAAAUAAAGCAAGAGAGUCCAGAGGCGUUGCAGCUCACUCUUGAUAAUUUUAUAGCAAAAAACGGUCGGCUGAACGCGGAUACAGCCGCAAGGUACCAUUACAUUGGAAAAACUCUAGGCAAACUAAAUAAUUAUGACGCUUCUUUGAAAUCUCAUUAUGAAGCACUAGACAUCAGACUGGAGCUUUAUGGGUACAAUCAUGCAGAUACCGCCGGGAGCUAUUACGAGAUUGGAGUUGUUCAGCUUAAUAAAAGAGAUUACGAAUCAGCACUGCAAUCGUUCAAGCAAGCACUUGAUAUCAGAGAAAAUCUUUACGGAAAAAUCCACUUAGCCGUUUCCCGCAUUUAUUUUUGUAUUGGAGUGACAAAAUAUCGCUUGAAAGAGUACGAUUCAGCUGCGCAUUGGCAUCUGCAAGCCCUUGAUAUUAGAGUGGCGCUGUAUGGAAAGGAACACCCAGCCGUCGCUACAAGCUACUAUUCGAUUGCAGAAUGUCAGUGCGAAAUACAAGAUUAUGAUUCUGCUCUGGAGUCAUGUCAACAGGCACUUGAUAUCAGGUUAGAGCUUUUUGGACAGGAGAGCGAAGAUACAAGCGAGAGUUAUGACCAAAUGGAAUUGAUACGAAGUCUAAAGAAAGUUUGCGAAUCAUCUCUCGAGCUACAGAGCAAAAAUUAUUGA
Messenger RNA from Paramuricea clavata, 1347 nucleotides. NCBI's taxonomy places the organism in Eukaryota, Metazoa, Cnidaria, Anthozoa, Malacalcyonacea, Plexauridae. The record is from the annotation of a GenBank genome assembly.